Molecule: messenger RNA, 1977 nt
Organism: Guillardia theta CCMP2712
Lineage: Eukaryota; Cryptophyceae; Pyrenomonadales; Geminigeraceae
Exons: 4
Coding region: 1-1977 (658 amino acids)
Source: RefSeq, a predicted model, not a curated record
AUGGUUCUGAGAGAUCAACUGAUAUCCCUCCUCCUCCUCCUCCUCCUGUAUGCUUUCCUCAGCACUCGCCACGCAUCCGCCCUGGACUCAUACGGGAGAAUGGGCGCCCCGAUACCCACGAUGCAGAACAGCUGGAAAGUCUUGCUCGUGGGUGACUUCAUAUGCAGCACGUCGAGGGACAGGCUUGUCCUGCAAUCGUUUGCAAAGCUGGGGAUGAUAUCAGAGACCAUGCACGUGCAGGUCGACGAGAUGCUCGAGGGUACCCUUCACGUACUUCUUGAGAACUUCCGUCCAGACUUCUUGUUCUUCAGCUUCCUGUCCAACGUUGAGGAGCAGGAGGUGUGCGUUCUAAUGAGUGUAUGGAAGACAUGUCGGAGCUUGGGAAUAUCCACAAUCAUUCUGCACCAAGAGAACGCGGACCCCAUGCAGUAUCAAACAGUCGCAACGAAGAAGUGUUCGACCAACUAUCAAGAUGAUUCAGACCUGGCCACUGAGUGGUUGGAUUUUUGUGUGCGGUGUGUGAGCGUGGGGCCGCUGAUAUCAUCUCAGUCUUGCGAUCAUCUUCAUGUUAACCCAUCUCCUGGUUCCGGCCAUGAGUAUGAGGUCGCUUUCGUGGUGGUCAACAAGCAAUGUAAAGAUCCGAAUCAGAGCACGACAGAUGCAUCAUGUGAGUUGUAUUGGCUCCUGAAAGAUCGCUACCAUGAAAGGAUUCAGCUUCUUGCUGUAGACGAAGAUGGCUUCACAGACAAGUCAUCGUUCGUGACAGCAAAGGUUGCUGUGGCAACAGUAACAGAGCUAGCGGGCGAGCUUGAGGGAGAUUGCUUUUCUCGAAGCUUGGGUAUCAGACACGUUUACGGACUAAUUUCGGAAGGGACCUUUGUGAUUCACAAUCUUGACCCUUCCAUUGCCUCGAACCUGAAGAAUGGAACUCAUGUCAUUACAUACAACACAGGCGACUAUCAAUCUUUGACAGGAAUAAUUGAUUACUUCCUACAGCAUGGGGAUGAGAGAGACAUUAUCGCAAAACAGGGAAUGCAGCAAGUCUGCAUUCAUAACACGAUAGAAGAGUUCAUGGGGAACGUCAUGCAAUCUCUGUAUGAAUCAUCGCAACCAUGGUGGUUUCGCUGCAAGGCAGAGGAGGAGGAAGCGACAAGAUCCGAUUCCACUCCGCCCACCCUGCUGAAUGCUGCUCGUGAGAGGUUGACGAUAUACCAUGAAGGUGCUCAGGUCCCUCUGGACGUGAUCCAUAAAUCUACUUGGGACAGGAGCCAAUACAGACUUGGGAGAGUCAGCUGCCUGGAAGAUGACUGCGACGUCGUGUUGAAGAAUUAUCCAUAUCUCAGAGAAUCGCACUCAGUUGCAGCAGAGGGGAUUUUCGUUGCUCUUUAUGACAACAUGACCAUUGUCCAUGAUGGAGUCUUCUGCAAUGCAACACAAAAGGUGACAGCAUUCAAGUACAAGCAUGAAACGCACCCGGACGUGCCAGAAGGAUGCCUAUUGGAGGAUUCUGACAACGCAAUAAGGCAUGUAUCUAGAGCUCUAUCCUUGCUUGCAAACAUGGGCUGGUUCUGGGGACAUUUUGUGCAUGAUUUGCUAUUCCGUCUAAGCUAUGCGAUCAACUCGCUAGAUUUCAAUUUUGAUAUCGUUUUGGAGGGAAACAGUCAUGCCAACAUAGUGAUGCUUGUAGAAAUUGUCACAGGUGGGAAAAACAAAAUUCAUUUCUAUGACACAGAAUGCUUGAGAGGGAACGGAAGAAGUUGUCGUGAAUACUUGCGAGUCAGAGAGUUGCUUGUUGUCAACACUUUGCUCUCAUUGUUCGUUGCGGACGAUGUUGUUCCAUUUGAAUUCAAGAGGACUUCAGAUCUUAUCUAUAGGAACCUUGCCAACCAGGUUUUACCUUGCUGGAAGAAGCAAAGAAUAAGUGUGAACUAUGCGCAGAGUCACUUCAGAGUGGGCAUAGUCAUCGGAUUUUCAUGA